This is a messenger RNA of Amphiprion ocellaris (clown anemonefish), 2243 nucleotides long. RefSeq lists its product as uncharacterized. NCBI's taxonomy places the organism in Eukaryota, Metazoa, Chordata, Actinopteri, Pomacentridae. The record is from RefSeq and is a predicted model, not a curated record. The transcript is spliced from 5 exons. Gene Ontology annotation, cellular component: MLL1 complex; NURF complex. Bases 297 to 818 code for a protein of 173 amino acids.
UUGAAGGCAGCACCAGCCUUCUCAUUGUAUUCACUGGGAGAAACGACUGGUGUAUUUUCUGUGUUGAUGUAAUUCACCGUAGAUUAAACUUCAAUACUACUGUGCGGUGCUGUAAUAGAAUGGCGGCAUUCUGCAGGCAGUAGCGCUAAAAUCUGCGGAAGAGCAGAUUUCUAGCUGCUCCACAACAUCCAGAAGACACCAAAUGCUACCGAGCUACACAGUUAGCAUCUUAGCUUAGACAUCACUGAGUCCUGCCCACGGAGUGCUCAGUUUGUGCUGCCACAGUGACUGACAAAAUGACCUCAGCUUCCACUAAAGUUGGGGAGAUCUUCUCUGCUGCUGGAGCUGCUUUCACCAAACUAGGAGAACUCACCAUGCAGCUUCACCCAGUAGCAGAUUCCAUUCCUGCAGGCUCCCAUCUUCCCUCCAGCUGUCAGACAAAGAGCACAGUGAAGAGGAAACUGUAUGAAGAUGGACCUCUUCCAGCCUCCUCUGACGGCCCCAAGAAGGUCGUCAAAAAAGCCACGGCUGCCGUUGCCAGGACAACACAGGGGACUCCAGGUGCCGUCACAGCUCAGGCUGUGGCGUCAGGACUGCAGGGGCCCCCGUCUGGCCAGCUCCCUAUAAAGAAACAGAAAACUGCAGAUGUGACCCUCAGCGCUCUGAAUGACUCAGAUGUCAACAGUGAUCUAGUGGACAUCGAGGGACUGGAUGAAGGAUCCAACUCCAAAAAGCUCAACAACUUUGAUCAAGAUACGUUGAACCUGGACUCCAGCCUCAUCAUGAAUCCGAGUGACCUUCCUCUACUCUCUCGCUGACCUUUCAGUUCCUGCAGAUUUCAUAGAAAUGAUGGACAAACUAUGAAACUAAGAUGUGAAAAACUGGAAAUAUCUUGUGAGUCAGAUGAUGCUGACCACCCUUAUUAGAGGCACUGAAGAUGCUGUGGGAUCAUGCAGAACUCCACUAGCGCUUGUUAGCCCUAAUGUGUUUGUUAUUUUUUAAGGCAAGACAUUUUUUAGGAUGUUUUGUCCCGUCCUCAUUGACUUUUGCUUCGUACGGGCAUCCAGAAAAAUUUACAAGACAGACUUUAUGCAGAGACAAAGUUAGUACUAAGAUUUAUACUUGGUGUAUCUUUCAAAAGAGGCCAUCGACAAGAUGAAACAGUUUGCAAAGAGACUUGAAAGCGAAUUGACAGAAGAUAUCUGUCUUAACAAUGUAAACAAGACUAUUUUAUUCAGUUCUUGUUCAGUUUAGACUUAGCAGAUGUUAACACAAGAAGUUUGAACAGUUGUUAGUGUGUUAAGUACAGUAGACAUUUUGAAGAAAUGCAUGAUUGCUUCCUGUUCAUUUUCAGUAUGAAGUGUCUACAUUCCUUCCUUCCUUCCAGCAACAGGGUUACAAGAAGAGACGACCGAUUAAAUUGCACAUUUUCCUCAAAAACUAAAUAUAUCAGUGAUUGCUUGUUGUUUUUAAGGCAUGUGUCAUGAGAAAACUACACAAUUGUCUCACUUUAUUGAGAUAAACCAUGUUUAGAUAAAGUAGCAGAAACAUUUGAGUCGACAGAAAGGCAGUAAAUAAAAAAACUACUUAAUGAUCACUUACUAAGAGAGUACUUCACAAAGUUCUCAGCCUCACACCAAAACAAGGGGCACAACUUCAAUUUUGGGGCAUAACUUUAAAUUAUUAUAUCACUUUGAAACAAAAAAUCGAAAGGGAGAGGAAAGCUCCAAGCCGGUGUGCUGUGGCUCCAGGACAGUGUGCAUCCAAACAGCAUGGUGGCAGAAGCAGCUAAAUAUCGCUUUGAAAUGUUGCCCCAUGCACCACACUUAACCAAGCUGACUCCAUUUACUGGUGAUGAUGAAGUCAUCCAUGCUGUUCACAAGUAUCAGGAACCUUAAGAUGUAACUUUCUUCUGCGAUGGGAUGGUAAAGUUUGAACAUUGGUGGACUCCGUGCGUAGAAGUUAAAGGAGACUAUAUUGAAGCUACUAACUGAAUGGGUUUUUAAAAUUUAAGGCUUAGUUUUUUAUUAUUAGUGUGGGAAUUAGAGGAAAGAGCUGUCUAAACACCUCUUAACAUUGUUUAUUUGUUCCUUUUUGGACAUAAACGUAAAAGGUUGUGUGGUUUCAAUAGGAAAUUGGAACUAUUGGAACUACCUGUUGCAGAAAUACAUUGUUACAUUGUCUUGAAAGUUGUUUUUGCUGUGCUGAUAUGUGACGGUGAGUCAUUAAAAAUAGUCUACUCA